AUGGCCGAUCAGUUCGAUCCGGGCGUCGAGCUCAAUGGCCAAGCCCCUAGUGCCCAGGCCCAGAUUGACGUAAUCUGCGGGCCACUGAUCAAUUUCAAGAACAUGGAUGUGACUCCUGCCUCGUCUGUCUGGCGUGGCAGCGUGUUGAUUGUCACGAAGCCUGGUCAGACUCUGCCGCAGCUGCUCUUGCGCCAGGCCGGUCCUGUUGGCGACAGCGCCGCCGUCAAUGGCGCCGCAUCCGCCCGUCAGGAGAUUGCGAUUGACGGUCUCCGCCUCUAUGAAGAUCCUGAGAAGGCCUUCUGGCGCUUCUCACUUGCCGUGACCCUGGAAUCGUACGAGUCUCGUUGGGAGUACCACAUCCCGGGUUUCCAGUAUGCCGACAGUCCGGAUGUCGCCGCGCCUUGGGACUUCGUCGUCCCCUCGGCGUCGCAGUCCAUGCGCCUGAUGUUCCAUUCCUGCAAUGGCUUUUCCGUCGGCACCGACAUGGACGCCUGGCUCGGCCCGAGUCUGUGGAACGAUGUCCUGCGCGUACAUGCACAGAAGCCCUUCCAUGCCAUGAUCGGGGGUGGGGACCAGCUUUACAACGAUGGCAUCCGGGUGGACGGUCCCCUGAAGCCGUGGACCGCCAUCGGCAACCCGCACAAGAGACGCGCGCAUGACUUCAACAAUGCCAUGCGCGCCGAAUGCGACGAGUACUAUUACGCCAACUACGUUCGCUGGUACUCGACCGAGCCGUUCAAAGCCGCCAACGGACGCAUCCCCCAGAUCAAUAUCUGGGACGACCACGACAUCAUCGACGGCUUCGGUUCCUACACAGACCAUUUCAUGCGGUGCUCCGUUUUCCGCGGAAUUGGCGGCGUCGCCUUCAAGUACUACUGCUUGUUCCAGCACCAUAUCGCACCACCCAAGUCCACCUACACUACUGACGCCCCGCAAACCAUGCAAGCCAUCAACGGUACGGCCGGAGCCGAUCCCCGGCAGCUGGAGAACACUUACGUGCUGGAAGACCAGCCCGAGGACGACAGUUGGAUUAUUGGCCGGCGGCCGGGACCUUACGUGGAGGAGCGGAGUCGGAAUCUAUACAUGCGCCUGGGCAAGCGCAUAGCCUUCGUUGGCGUGGAUGCCCGUACCGAGCGGACGCGCCAUCAGGUGAAUUAUCCGGAUACCUACGACGACAUCUUUGCUCGACUGGAACGCGAGGUGUCUGCCGCCGCCGGCGAUAUCAGACAUCUGGUCGUGUUGUUAGGUGUGCCCAUCGCGUACCCCCGUUUGGCGUGGUUGGAGAACAUCCUGAGCUCACCCUUGAUUGCCCCUAUUCGCUUGUUGAACAAACGCUUCGGGUUUGCUGGCGGCUUCUUCAACCAGUUUGACGGCCAGGUGGAUCUUCUGGACGACUUGGACGAUCACUAUACCGCCCGCCAGCACAAGCGUGAGCGGCGCCUCUUCAUUCAACGUCUCCAGGACUUCGCCAAGGCUCACUCGGUUCGCGUGACGAUCCUAGGCGGCGACGUUCAUCUGGCCGCCAUCGGCCGAUUCUAUUCGAAUCCCAAGCUCGGUCUACAGAGCGAUAACGACGCCCGCUACAUGGUCAACAUCGUCAGUAGUGCGAUCACCAACAAGCCGCCGCCCAAGGCCGUCGCCAACCUCUUGGCACAACGGAACAAAAUCCACCACAUGGACGCCGAUACCGACGAGACGCUAAUGGACAUGUUCGACCGGCAACCCGGCGGUCAGGAAAAGAGUGCCUCAUGGAACAAGGUCACCAUGCCGUCCCGAAACUAUGCCUGCAUCACGGAGGUCGACCCGCCGGUCCCCAACGAGGACGGAUCGGUUCCGCAGAGUAGCAGCGCGAUCGAGCAUCUGCCGAAGGAUGGACAUUCCCCUCUCCAUAAGGCCGAGGCCGAAGCCGGCUCGUCUUAUUCGGCAGCGGACGGAUUCAGCAACGGCAGUGGCGUCUAUGGGGGCUUGGACGUGUCCAUUCGCGUGGAAAUUGACCCUCAGAACCGCGAAGGAGCGACGGACGGUUAUGGAUUCAGCAUUCCCGCUUUGAACUACAUUGCAUCGCAGGACAGCACACGGCGCAGCUCACGCUCUCGUUCGUUGCGCCCUCGAUCCUCUCAAUCACAGGCCCAGAACAAGUCAGCUCGUCCUCAGACGGCGACCAAUUAG
This is a messenger RNA of Aspergillus steynii IBT 23096, 2169 nucleotides long. RefSeq lists its product as uncharacterized. Gene Ontology annotation, cellular component: membrane. Lineage: Eukaryota; Fungi; Ascomycota; Eurotiomycetes; Eurotiales; Aspergillaceae. The transcript is spliced from 3 exons. The record is from RefSeq and is a predicted model, not a curated record. The coding region runs from base 1 to 2169 and encodes 722 amino acids.